This is a messenger RNA of Salmo salar (Atlantic salmon), 2474 nucleotides long. NCBI's taxonomy places the organism in Eukaryota, Metazoa, Chordata, Actinopteri, Salmoniformes, Salmonidae. The record is from RefSeq and is a predicted model, not a curated record.
GGUGUCAUUUCUGUAGCAUGUACUUGCGUGGAGUAAGCGUUAUGUUUCUUAGUGCAUCCAUUCCUGGAGUAAUUGGGUAUUUUACUAUUUACAGGGAGGGUUGAGGUCGAAGAUGGAUGAAUGGAGACAAGCAACGCUUACCAAACCCUUGUACUGUUAGUCUUGUUAAAUAUCAAAAAUAGUUGUCAUUGACUCAAGUCUUUUAUUUUCUCCAUACACAGUCCGUGUUUGCAGUGUGUGUAUCUAGUUAACGCUGGAUAGCUAGUACAUAACGUCGAGUCUUUCCCCUCAUUCUCUAGUUAAAUUUACGGACCUAAAUUCUGUCAUAUUGGAGCAGGGCUGGGCAGCUAGCCUAGCCAUCAAUUGAAUAUGGAGCAGGAUACAGAGGAUAGUAUGGCCAUGACGGGAGGGACUGCAGCUGCCCUUCCCAUGAGCAACCACACCCGGGAGAGGGUGACCGUGGCCAAGCUGACACUGGAGAACUUCUACAGCACUCUGCUGACACAACACGAGGAGCGAGAGACCAGGCAGAAGAAGCUGGAGAAAGUGAUGGAUGAGGAAGGCUUGAUAGAUGAAGAGAAGAUCAUGCGACGCUCCCAGCACGCCAGGAAGGAGACAGAGUUCCUGCGGCUGAAGAGGACCCGGCUGGGCCUGGAUGACUUUGAGUCGCUAAAGGUCAUUGGUCGAGGCGCCUUUGGAGAGGUCCGCUUGGUGCAGAAAAAAGACACUGGGCACAUAUAUGCCAUGAAGAUCUUGAGGAAAGCUGACAUGUUGGAGAAGGAGCAGGUGGCUCAUAUUCGGGCAGAGAGGGACAUCUUGGUGGAGGCGGACGGGGCCUGGGUGGUCAAGAUGUUCUACAGUUUCCAGGAUAAGAGGAACCUCUACCUCAUCAUGGAGUUUCUACCUGGAGGUGACAUGAUGACCCUGCUGAUGAAAAAGGACACCCUGUCUGAAGAGGCUACCCAGUUCUACAUAGCUGAGACCGUCCUGGCCAUCGACUCCAUCCACCAGCUGGGUUUCAUCCACAGAGACAUCAAACCUGAUAACCUGCUUCUGGACUCCAGGGGCCAUGUAAAGCUGUCUGAUUUUGGUCUGUGUACGGGACUGAAGAAGGCCCACCGUACAGAGUUCUACAGGAACCUCACACACAACCCUCCCAGUGACUUCUCCUUCCAAAACAUGAACUCAAAGAGAAAAGCAGAGACGUGGAAGAAGAACCGGAGGCAACUGGCCUACUCCACAGUGGGAACACCGGACUAUAUUGCCCCAGAGGUGUUCCUGCAGACGGGAUACAACAAGCUCUGUGACUGGUGGUCUCUGGGGGUCAUCAUGUAUGAGAUGCUGAUAGGGUACCCCCCGUUCUGUUCUGAAACACCCCAGGAGACGUAUAGGAAGGUGAUGAACUGGAAGGAGACCUUGGUCUUCCCCCCUGAGGUGCCCAUCUCAGAGCGGGCCAAGGACUUGAUUCUCAGGUACUGUAAUGACGCUGAGAACCGUGUUGGUGCUGUGAGUGUUGAGGAGAUGAAGAGUCACGCCUUCUUUGAGCCUGUGGACUGGGAACACAUCAGGGAAAGACCAGCUGCCAUCUCCAUUGAGAUCAAGAGCAUCGAUGACACAUCGAACUUUGAUGAGUUCCCAGAAUCGGACAUCCUUCAGCCAGUUUCCAACGUGACGGAGCCAGACAAAUCCAAGGACUGGGUGUUCUUGAACUACACCUACAAGAGGUUUGAGGGGCUGACUCAGCGAGGCACCAUCCCCACAUACAUGAAGGCAGGGAAGGCCUGAGAUGAGGAGGGCAUGAGGGAAAAGGGAGAGACAAUGUAGACACAGGGUUGGGCGGUAAACCCCUGCUGUGCUGAAAGCACAGGAUCAAGAAUGAUGAUGAGGAGGUUCUUUGCUUCAUGCUUCACCAGGGUUUUCCUGCUUGGCCACAGAUCCAUUGGGGCACCAAUGGCAAGAGGAACAUAUACAUGUAUCGUAUUUUGUCUUAGGCCUUGCUUGGGCUGUUAAAGGGGAAGUUUGUGUUUUACAACUUGAUGUUAGAUGGUUCCUUAACCUGAAAAAACUGAACUUCCCCUUUUGAAGUGACUACUACUGGGUGACUAAAUCAACGGGCGUGUUCUUCUGCCCAGGCGUCUUUGAAGUAUGCCCGAUCUUACAACACCUGGAUAGGUAUUUUACCUAUCGGCUAACCACAUCAUGUUAUAGCAAUCUGGUGCCCGACGGCAUAGUCGAUGACGAGGUACGCAACCAUUUGUUGAUGGAACGUCUGAGCAGGGGAACGCGACCAUCAUAUCUGCAUGUUUACACACUGAUUUGCAGGGUCUAAAACACUGGAGAAGGACUGCCCCACACACAGGGUAUUCGUUGGGGGUUAUCCUAGUGACCUCGUGUAUGACUGCAGAAAAAUGCAUGUAGUUAAUGUUAAGUAAACAUUGUUUGCUAAACUUGUAGGUAUAAAAAGUUCUAACGUU